Colletotrichum abscissum is the source of this 333-nucleotide messenger RNA. RefSeq lists its product as uncharacterized. The transcript has a single exon. Bases 1 to 333 code for a protein of 110 amino acids. The record is from RefSeq and is a predicted model, not a curated record. Lineage: Eukaryota; Fungi; Ascomycota; Sordariomycetes; Glomerellales; Glomerellaceae.
AUGUGUUACUUUUAUCAAACACGUUGGUCCUGCGGAUAUUGGAGAUGGGGUCAGUUCAAACAGCAAUGCAACAAAGAGUACCGAACGGGCGAAACAUGCGGACUGAAGCUGGUGUACGAAACCAUCACAAACGAGGACCGAUGCAAGCUGUGCUACGAUAUGGACAAGAAAUAUCGUCGGUUAACCAAAAUGCAAGGAGACGUCGCUCGGUGGUGCCGCGAAGGGAAUCGCAAGGCGACGAUCGAGCGGACAAACCUCGAGAUACAGGAAGUCAACCGCCAGAUCCAAGAAAUGAACAAUCAGCAUUGGACACGGGUGAAUCUGUUGGCCUGA